UGAGAAAAGUCAAGUCCAGCCCGGCUCGACCAUCCGGAAACUACUUGACAGCGGACCCCAAUUAAUUACAGAACAAGCCCGCCCACGCUUCCAACCACCUCUCUCCAUCACCGUCGCCGAUUUUUCUCGACAGCCGGUCGGUCCCAGCUGGCUUGACCAUCCACUCGUUAUUCUUUUCUCACGUCCGAGGUCGCUGCGUGCCAACACUUCCCGCGCGGCUUAUCUUUAGAUCUGCUUCGUGCGCUCUUCGUUUCGAGGUCGCUGCCGGCUUCAGCAAACACCAUCGGAUUCAUAAGACUUGACGUCCGGUCCCGAAUCCCGGUUAAACACCAGCAAAAUGGGAGUUGAGGAAAAGUCUCGCGCAUCGGGCGACCAGCCCCGCGACCAGAACGGUCCCGUCCUUCCGACAGUAAACCCGGAGGCCGAGAAGUCGCAGCCUCCUAAGCCGUCACUACAUCCCGCUUUUUACGUGAGUGUUUGGAUCGCCUUGAGCUCCUCGGUCAUCCUCUUCAACAAAUGGAUCCUUUCCACACUCAACUUCAGCUACCCGGUGCUCUUGACCACCUAUCAUUUGACCUUUGCGACCAUCAUGACCCAACUCCUCGCACGAUACACAACUCUGCUGGAUGGCCGGAAGACGGUGAAGAUGACGGGCCGCGUCUACCUCCGUGCUAUCGUUCCGAUUGGCUUCUUCUUUAGCUUGAGCUUGAUCUGCGGCAACCUGACUUACCUCUACCUGAGUGUGGCCUUCAUUCAGAUGCUCAAGGCCACAACUCCUGUUGCUGUCCUCAUCUCCAGCUGGGCCCUCGGUGUCUCCCAGCCGAAUCUCAAGGUCUUCCUCAAUGUGUCGGCCAUUGUUAUUGGUGUCAUUAUUGCCUCAUUUGGAGAGAUCAAAUUCGUCUGGAUCGGUUUCAUCUACCAGAUUGCCGGCAUCAUUUUUGAGGCCCUCCGCCUGACCAUGGUCCAACGGCUCCUGAGCUCUGCUGAGUUCAAGAUGGAUCCCCUGGUCUCGCUGUACUACUUUGCGCCUGUGUGUGCCGCCAUGAACUUCGUCAUCGCACUUCUCUGGGAGGUCCCCAAGGUCAGCAUGGCCGAGAUCUACGACGUGGGCUUGUUCACCUUUUUCCUGAACGGCCUGUGUGCGUUCCUCCUGAAUGUGUCCGUCGUGUUUUUGAUCGGCAAGACAUCCUCUCUCGUCCUAACCCUCUGCGGUGUCCUUAAGGACGUCCUGCUCGUCGUUGCCUCGAUGAUCAUCUGGGGUACGCAGGUGACGGCGCUUCAGUUCUUCGGCUACAGCAUCGCUCUCGGCGGCAUGAUCUACUACAAGCUCGGCUACGACGCCAUCAAGGGUUAUGCGGGCGAGGCUAGCCGGCAGUGGGCCGACUUCGGCAACCGUCGCCCUAUCCUCCGCCGCCUGGCAGUGAUUCUUCUUGCUCUUAUGACUGUUUUCGUCCUCCUUGGUGGGCUUGCUCCCGCGGACAUCGACGCGACUCAGUACCUCAACGAGGCCAAAGAGAAGAUCGGCAUUACCAAGCUUUGAGAGAAGGUAUCGAAGAACGACAGCGCGUGGGUGGGGAAUCCAUUAGGCAUAUUUUUUUAAUUCCCCGUUCCACCAUACGACGAUUUAAUGCGAGUCCAAACACUUGGAGCAAGGGGUGUGCUUUCUCUAGGAACGUGCUGGACGGGUGAUCUCCCAGCCAUUGGGGCGGGAAAGGAGUGGAUGACACUGGCAGCUUUGAACUGACGACACGACAUGGCAGGGGACGGAUUUUUGGCGGGUACAUAAUUGCACUUAUCUUCUACCACCUUUUGUCCGGUUUCUUAUGGUUUUUGCUUCACCAUUCCCCUUUAGUUCUGCGAUUGUAAGGCUAGCGGUA
Chaetomium strumarium is the source of this 1877-nucleotide messenger RNA. Its product is annotated as triose-phosphate transporter family-domain-containing protein. Bases 338 to 1540 code for a protein of 400 amino acids. NCBI's taxonomy places the organism in Eukaryota, Fungi, Ascomycota, Sordariomycetes, Sordariales, Chaetomiaceae. Gene Ontology annotation, molecular function: antiporter activity. The transcript has 5 exons. Gene Ontology annotation, cellular component: Golgi apparatus; endosome; trans-Golgi network. The record is from RefSeq and is a predicted model, not a curated record.